CAUCUCUCUCCCAAUGGUGGAGCUCUGCCACUGUUUGGCCAAGUUUUUUGCGAAUCCUGGGUUACCAACCCUCUAUGGCAUGGGUAUUCGCGGUGGUGCGACCAGUUCUUUAGGCGCUUGGUGGGCGAUGGUACGGUUUGAUCUUCCAAGUACUCAUACCCACGUUUGUGAUCCAUUCUAUGGCCCAGAAACAAGAUUUUCUGCACAAGAUUUUCUGGAGAGUUAUGAACACGAAAUCGUCUACGAGUUCAUACAAAAAUCGAGGUCUGUAAAAAGUCUGGAAAUUCCGGUUGACAGCAGCUAAGGUCGGCAUCCCAUUUUGUGGCUAGCCCAGAAUCUUAAGUUCAAGAAGUUACGAGCUCAUACUUUUUGGAAUCCAAGAUUUGUGAGUACAUGAAGGGAGGCUGCAAAUUAAUGUUGAAUUUUUCACAAAAGGAUUUCUUCCGACGCGGCUUCACGAUUAAAACUCGCAAAAUGAUACGGUAUCAAUGUUGGAGAGAUUGUGGAUAGUAAGCAAUAUGACGCGAAAGAGUGGGUUCUGCUGAGAUCCUGGGAACUGUAGGGCUGCUGGACUCGUUAGAUUUGAGGGGAGCCUUGCACUCCGAGAUUGCUGCAUCACACAUCACUUCACAAUUUCUCGCAUAUACAUUCCUAAAAUAUGUCUCUACAUCAGUCUUCCGAGAGAUCAGAAUGUGUUGCCCACAACAUCCAGCAGGAACUCUUUCCACCGGGCUUCGUAUCCUAUAGCGUUUCAAUAGCCGAGCAAGUGACUAGCCAUCAAUCAACACCCGGGAGAAGGGACGGAACGAGAAAUACUCUAUAAGUGCCAAUAAUGGUGGUAGAAUUGUGGAGGUGAACAGUAGUUACGUUUCGUAACUGGAGUGAAAAUCAAACGCUGCGACAUCUCCGAGCACGAAUUUUGUGGUUUUUGCCCUCACCAUUUCCAAGGACUACAAAGGCUGUUGACAUGUUCCAUAAUUACGUUUAGUAUGGUUUAAUGGUUUGGUGGUCGUACUGUCUUGGCAGCUGUGUUUCAGGUGUAAUCCGCGGUGGUCCAUGGCUCUUUUUGAGGCGAUUCUUGGCAUUAUGCAAACCAAGCAAACAAUACCUUCGGAUUAGGCUUCAAUUCGUGCGAAUCGAUGAACUGGUGAAUUGGUAGUUUCCAGUAAGCCCUAACUAACUGUGCAAUAAGCUGAUCGGAAUAUUAUGGAAGAUCAACAUCUACUGUGCUCCGAAGCUACUUCAGCAAACACACCCCUUCUAUCAAUUCCUUGAUAAACUCAAGCUUUUCACUUGUUUCGCAAUCCAAGUAUUGCAACAACUGCUGUUCGCUUUAGAAACAAAACUUGACUUCAGUUUUGUAAACUGGAGGUGGUCGAUUACACGUGUCACCUCACGCAUGUCAAAGUGCACGCACGAAUAUCAACUCGGAUGGAUCGGAAUCUACGUCCAGGCAGACAGUUGUAAAAUGCGAAUUUGAUCGUCGUUAUUUAAAAUUUGAGGCAAUAUACGUGGAAGAAAAUCCUGUGCGUCAAGUGCACCUGAUUUUGCGAUACGAGAGCCCUACAUCAUAAAUUAGAGAGGUAUUACGAAAGCAGAAGACAGAAUGGGAGGCGAAAUCACACAGGAAAUGAUUCGGAGACGUUCAGAGCACAAUGAAUGUGUUCUGUAUACCAUGGAGGAGCUAGUCCUACAAGAGGAGUCUAUCGAGAGAAUAGAUAAAACGCUGGGCAUCUUGUGUCCACAUCUAAAAAUACUCUACAUGCCGAACAACCUCAUUCCUCGUCUCCAGAAUCUGCACAAAUUAAAAGAGUUGGAAUACCUCAACAUAUCUCUGAACAAUAUCCUCAAGAUAGAAGGCCUGGAAAAAUGUGAACAACUGCAGAAGUUGGAUAUGACCCUCAACUUUGUGGACAUCCAGAAUUUGCCCUCUGUUUGCUCCUUGAAAGUUAAUGUCCAUCUGAAGGAAUUAUUCCUCACAGGAAAUCCCUGCACCGACUGGGAUGGAUACCGGAAUUAUGUCAUUGCGAAGCUCUCGCAUCUGAAGCGCUUGGAUGCGUGGGAAAUCAAACCCAGAGAGAGGAUUAUUGCACUUCAGGAAAUCCACCAUCUUGAAGAGGACUUGCAAGCCAUGGGUUCAUUCGCUUCAUCUGAUUUAGUCAAGGCUUCCGAAACACCUCAAGUGAGGGACGCCAAAGGAGAGCUCAAACGAACUUACACACCAGAUACACGCAUCGCUGAGCAUCGUGAGCUCAAGGAGCUUCGACAGGAAGAAGAGAGGAAAUCUCAUCGCCCAGAUAGCCAGGUGAAGCCAUCCACGCGAAGAAAGGGCUUCGAUCCUCUUCCAGAACAUGGACAACGGGUUUAUCAGCGAAAUGAAGGAGGGUGGGAGUUCAGAUUGGAUGAAAGUGAUUGUGGAAAAAAUAUAGUUUUCGAUAUGGCAAUUUCGAAAUUCCUUGACACUUCACUUAUCGAUAUUGAUGUGCAACCGCGAUUAAUAAGGGUAUUGAUCAAAGGAAAGCUUAUGCAACUUCACCUGCCAGCUGAAGUGAGGACAGAUGCAAGUAGUGCAGAACGUUCUCUGACCAGUGGUCAUUUGGUUGUUACGAUGCCGCUGGUCACUCCUAACAAUGGAUACAAGUACAAGUGUUCGCCGGAUUAUUAUGUGACUAAACCUAAGCUAAAGAAAGUUAACGAUACACCACGUCCGCAGCUGGGGACAUUCGAGAUCGCCAAACUCACAAUGGAUACACAACCAUUUGAACGUGGUGAAAACCUGAAGGAGCGUUCUCACACCAACUGCAUCGACCUUGUGAAGACCAAACCGCCAUGGCCACCAGCAGUGGAACAACCUGAUUGGGCUGAAGACGUGCCACAAUUGGAAUAAGGUACAUUUGAAAGCAGAACGUAUGAAAAUACCACCUUAAUACAACCACAUCAACAACAGCCCGGAGCCCAGCGAUUCUCGCAAAAUAUAACCCACAUGCUGAAGUAUUACAGGUCCCACCAUGUUCAGGCUAAAAUCCACCCUCAACAAGCUCUAAGGAAGUUCAACCGGCUCCUCCAAAUCAUAUGCACAGUUUUCUUUUGUGCUCACAGCUAAAUGUAUCGGCAUACAGAAGUCUCGAUUGAGAAUACCCAUAGUUCGCAAAGUUGAAAUUUAAACAAACAAUGACAGGAAAAACUCAUGUCCUGCCCUGCAAAUCAAUGGACGUGCAACAAUGCUUAAAAAAGUGUACAAUUUUAUUUCAAUAUUGCAAUAAAGAGAGCAAGACUUCAAAAAAAAUAAAAUAGAAACAAACAAACUCUCUAAGCUUUACAUAUAGAUUUAUAUCCAUAAAUAUGCCAGGAAGUCCAGCAGACUCAUGAGCUCCAAUUAUCAUCUGAUCUGCAGACUAGUUUUCCACCCUGCAUAACACCUUCAACGAAUCUACAGUAGUCCCAGUAGCAAAAUAAUAAAAAAAUAAA
Physcomitrium patens is the source of this 3468-nucleotide messenger RNA. RefSeq lists its product as uncharacterized. The record is from RefSeq and is a predicted model, not a curated record. Gene Ontology annotation, cellular component: cytoplasm. NCBI's taxonomy places the organism in Eukaryota, Viridiplantae, Streptophyta, Bryopsida, Funariales, Funariaceae. Gene Ontology annotation, molecular function: protein binding.